This is a messenger RNA of Coprinopsis cinerea okayama7#130, 450 nucleotides long. RefSeq lists its product as hypothetical. The record is from RefSeq and is a predicted model, not a curated record. The transcript is spliced from 2 exons. NCBI's taxonomy places the organism in Eukaryota, Fungi, Basidiomycota, Agaricomycetes, Agaricales, Psathyrellaceae. The coding region runs from base 1 to 450 and encodes 149 amino acids.
AUGCAAGCCUUCGCAGCUCUCCUCUUCGCACUCUCGUGGUUGGCCGCAUUCGCUGAUUUCCUGAGCGUAGCAGGCCACCCCAAUGCAGCCCCUUCCACCGAGUUGGGUGCUACGUUACCCACCCCAAUCACCACGACCCUGCCCCCAGCCUCUUGCCCGACCAAGGCCAUCUGCCUCCACGUUCUCUGCCCUUCUGGGUUCAUCCAAGAUUGCAACUGCAACUGCGUAUCACAAGGCAAACCACCCCAUUCAACCUUGUGUCCCGCAUUUGUGUUCUUGCCAUCCAAUGACCCCCACGCCAACCGUUGGUCCAUCGCCAACCACGACCACGGCCACAGAUCGGCCGUGUCCCACCUUUCCCUGUCCGCCCUUCGUCUGUCCAAUUGGACAAUGCAUGGACUGUUGGUGUCGGUGCCAUCCUUACUCCACCACGAUCCCACCGGUGUGUAG